CCCAUGGUCUAAAUACAGUAAUCAUGCAUGCACCGCCCUCCCUCGCGGUGAGCGAUCGUCAGAUUUCUUAUCUGAAGGCAACCUGUGACCUGUGAUGGUCCACUAUCAGUGAUCUAUAAAGGCAGAGACCAUUUUUAUCGGAACAGAGCAGUCUGACCCGACAGACCGGAUAAACUGCACUAUUACAGAAGCGUCACUCCGGAAACAUGAAGGUCCUAAACAAAGACGAGCUGCAGAUCGCUGAAGGAGUUCUGCUGAAACACCUCCCCAAGAGUUUAAAGGUUUACGGUUUCCUUCAUGGGAUCAACAGAGGCAAACCAACCACACUGGACGUAAUCGUUGAUACGUGGCCCGAUUUUAAGGUCAUUAUUUGCCGACCUGACCCCAAUAACAAGCGCGCCCUGGAGUUCAUGAAAAAGGUGACAUACUUCAGCACCAAUGAACAGAUUUUAAGAAGAAUGCUGAAAGAUGAGAAUGCAAUCGACUGGAGCACUUAUUUUCUUAUUGCGGGAGCUGACAUUUCCCACGCCCCCCUGCUCAAAGAGGUGUCCUCUGACAGAGAUGUCAACAACCAAUACUAUACUCUGGUGCAUCUUCUGUAUUUACAAGACAUCAACCGUCUGCUCACACCAGCAACUGAGAGUGAGGUAAAAUCAAGGAUUUCAUCUCUUAACCUUUCCCACGUCGACUUGGUGAAUAACAACUGGAAGUUUGGAGGGAACGCACAGGGAUACAGGAACAUUACAAACCUCAUCAGUAACUUCCCAUCAUGCUGCAUCACUGACGGCCAGGGUCAGCCGGUGUCCUGGAUUCUGGUGUACGAUUACUUUGCUAUGGGCUUAUUGUACACUCUGCCAGAGCACAGAGGAAAAGGCUACGCUAAAGUCCUGAUCAGCACCAUGGCCAAGAACUACGCUGAGGGCUACCCAGUGUACUGCUUUAUAGAAGAGAACAACGAAGUCUCCUAUAAGCUCUAAAAGCUGGGAUUCACUGAGGACCCCUCAUACAGGGCAAUGUGGAUGGAGUUCAACUUUUGAUUUUGCAACCCUUGUGAUAAAACGUAUACCUGCCAUAGUGAUAAAUAAAUCUGGAAUGUAAUAAUGAUAGUGAAGGAGGCAUUAACUGAUGCAAAAUUAAACACUAAUAAUGUCACCUUUUUCAUAGUAGGCGCAGAUAAGAUAGCCAGUAAUUUAAUUAAAUAUU
This is a messenger RNA of Plectropomus leopardus (leopard coralgrouper), 1203 nucleotides long. Lineage: Eukaryota; Metazoa; Chordata; Actinopteri; Perciformes; Serranidae. The record is from RefSeq and is a predicted model, not a curated record.